Molecule: messenger RNA, 4232 nt
Organism: Ciona intestinalis (vase tunicate)
Lineage: Eukaryota; Metazoa; Chordata; Ascidiacea; Phlebobranchia; Cionidae
Source: RefSeq, a predicted model, not a curated record
AGUUUUUAGCCUAUUAAGCGUAACAUUGUAAAUUGUUGUUAUAAAUAUUUGUGAUUAAAAGUGAAUUAUAUGGAUUGUGAACCAGAAUGGUGGAAACAGUUGGAAGAUGUGAGUUUGAACCACCCUUGUGAUGAGGACGAUAAUAAUCUAAUGCAAAGUUGGAGGGGUAAAUCGCUUGGCCACAAUGUUCCAGAACAUGGAUGGAAAAUAGCGCUGAGUCAUAAAUUCAAGACCAAACCAACCCCAUGGUCGUUCCCACCUUUGACUCAGAUCCCAUCUGUUUUAGGACUCGCUGUCAGGUACUUACAGUAUUACAACCAGUUAAGAAGAAAGAACAAAAAACCUUGCAUGGACUUCUUUAACCAACACCCAUUAAGACCAAUAUAUGGUGUACCACUUGGAGGCAUAGGUAGCGGGACCAUCAACCGUGGGUGGCAGGGUGAUUUCUGCAAGUGGCAACUUAAACCAGGAAUAUAUACGUUUGAUUGUCCACUUGCUGAUCAGUUUAUAGUUUCUAUAAGAAGACACAACACAGUAGUUUGCCAACAAGUACUUAGUACCAAGGGACCAUCAGGAGAGGCUUUACGAACUUGGAAUUGGAAGUACUGUGGUUCAUACGCAUACUACAAUGGAUUAUACCCUCGUGCAUGGACGGUAUAUGAUUUACAAGGGCAAAACAUCGUUUUAACUUGUAGACAAAUAUCCCCGGUAUUCCCUAAUGAUUACAAGGACACAAGCCUCCCAGCAGCGGUGUUCGUCUGGGACGUUGAGAAUCGCGGAAACGAAGAGGUGGAAGUAACUAUUGUGAUGUCACUGGAGAACGGAACCGGCAACCCUGAACAACAAAAGAAAGUAUCAGGAUUAUGGAAUGAACCGUUCAGUAAUACUGACCAUAAUAAUAAAGCAAAGGGUGUUGUGAUGCAUAAUACAACGUAUAGGGAUAUGCCGUACACAUUGACUGUAGCUGCUGCUGAAAAGCCAGGUGUAGAUGUGACACACUGCACCAGCUUCAAUCCAACCCACAACGGAGCUGAGGUUUGGAACUCGUUGUUGAAUACAGGAAGAUUACAAUCUAAACCAGGUAAAAGUUCGUUAACAGCUACAGGCGAGCACACAGCAUGCGCUGUAGCAGCUUCAUGUAAAGUUAAACCUCACUCCAUGGCUGGCUCUAUGGACUUUGCUUUAACAUGGGAUAUGCCACAGAUUCACUUUGGUGAUGCAGGCAAACACUACAAGCGUCGAUACACGCGCUGGUUUAAUGGGGACAACGCUGGUGCUACAAUCGCUUCUUAUGCUUUGGAUAAUUAUCAAACAUGGGAGGAUAAGAUUGAGGCGUGGCAACGACCUAUACUUGAUAACAAACAGCUUCCUGAUUGGUACAAAUCGGCAAUCUUCAAUGAGCUUUAUUACAUCACAGAUGGUGGGACUGUGUGGUUAGAAGUGGCUGAGGAGGAAAAUGGAACAGCCAACGGAAAAGUACCGGAAACUUUACAGAAUACAACUAAAGUUGACAGUUGUGACUUCUUGAAAGAAUACGGAAAGUUUGCUUAUUUGGAAGGACAAGAAUAUAAGAUGUAUAACACAUAUGAUGUUCAUUUCUACGCUUCUAUUGCCCUUGCUUAUCUAUGGCCAAAGCUAGAGUUAAGUGUUCAAUAUGAUAUAGCUACCAGCAUCCUACAUUCGAACCCACAACCUCAUAAAUACUUAAUGGAUGGGGUGACCGCUCCCGUUAAAACCCCCAACGUGGUCCCACAUGAUGUUGGGUGUCCAGAGGACGAACCAUGGUUAAGAGUGAACACAUAUUUUGUCCACGACACCGCCGACUGGCGCGACCUCAACCCAAAGUUCGUAUUACAAGCAUAUCGGGAUUAUUACAUCACUAAGGAUAUUGACUUUCUUAAAGCUAUGUGGCCGAUAUGCAAGAUUGUAAUGGAGCAAAGCAUGAGGCACGAUAAAGAUAACGAUGGAUUGAUUGAAAACAGUGGAGCAGCGGAUCAAACUUUUGAUGGAUGGUGUGUUACUGGACCAAGUGCGUACUGUGGAGGGUUAUGGCUUGCUGCGUUACGUUGUAUGGAGGAAGCCGCAGACAUUCUGCAUGAGAAAGAUGAUCAAGUCAAGUUCCAUGAUAUAUUAGUGAGGGCUACCAAGGCUUAUCAGGACCGUUUAUGGAACGGUAAAUAUUUCAACUACGAUUGCAGUAAUAACCCCCAACACAGAACAAGUGUAAUGGCCGACCAGUGUGCGGGGCAGUGGUUCCUACUCGCUUCAGGGAUUUGUGAUGUCCUCCCCGAUGAUCAAGUGAUGUCGUCAUUAAAAACAAUAUUCUCGCUCAAUGUGGAGCAGUAUGACGGGGGGCGCCAUGGUGCCGUUAACGGAAUGCGACCACACGGGGCAGUAGACACAUCUAGUGUUCAAUCUGACGAAGUAUGGACGGGGGUGACGUACGCCCUCGCUGCUACUAUGAUACAUAAGGGCAUGUUGAAAGAAGGUUUCCGCACAGCGAGUGGAAUUUACAGAUCAUGUUGGCAGAGGUAUGGGAUGGCGUUUCAGACACCAGAAGCCAUGAGGAAGAACCAUACAUAUAGAUCCCUUGCUUACAUGCGGCCCUUAAGCAUAUGGGGCAUGCAAUAUGCAUUGGAAAACCCAAAGGAAUAGUUUAAAUAGGAAAUUAUGAUUUUACAUUUUUUCAUCUUUUCCACUGGUCAGAAUUAUUUUAUUAAAAUUGUUGUUUCUAAUUUUUUCCACUGUUACAUUAAUAUAAGUUAUUUACCAACAUUUUAACCUAAACAGACUUUUUCCACCCUCUCAACUCCUAAAAACAUUUUUAACUAAUUACCUUUUAAACUUAAAAACUUUUCGAAACUGCCAAAAUAUCAUAUUAUACGAUUUCUGUUACAUAGGUGGCGGUAGAGAUUACAAAAUAGAGUUUUCAAUUUUCACUGUUGUUUUCAAGUGAUUUUAGUUUUAUUUUAAAACGAAAAUAAUUUUAUUUUUACCAAACAUUUUUCAGAGUUCCUUUUUUUUCAUAUUUUGACGAAAAAAGUAGCAAGUGCAAACAGCAUAACAUGACAACUAGUAUCUUGCCGACAGUAUUUAACUUUGAUCAUUUAAACUACACCAUAGUUAUGUACAACAUGCUUAAAUGACACUUUUAAAACAAGGUUUUAAACUUUUCAAGUUAAAACACACUUAGACGCUCUAGAUCUGUUGGUGGCAACAAAUUUAUAAAAAACUCAUAUUUUAUUUCUACUUUACACAACACAUGCUAAAAAUUUUUCAUAAAUUAUUGUUACAAAGUAAAAGAUUCGCAACACUGUUUGGAAACCAUGUUUGAAAUUAUUAACUUUACAAUUGCUGUUCAAAAGUUAGAAAAAAAAAUAUUGUUUUUUACAAAUUUUCAAUUUCCUUUAGGCUAUAUUAUGAUCAGAAUUGUUUGAAUGUUAAGAUCAAACAUAGAAUUAAAUCUGAACAUUUAUGUUUAAGCUAGAACAAUAUUUUUGUCUUCUUUAUAAGCACUGGUGACUUGAAAUUAGUGUCGUACAAUUGCUAUUUAUUUUUAUAAUAUACAAAACAUAGAAAUGUUAUUACAGCAUAAAUAGAAACCCUGUAUUUUUUCCAAUUAUAUCCACAGAAUUGUGGGCAAUUAUCAAACCGUUUCAAAAGUCCUUUUUUAGUCUUGACUAAAAUUCUAGUUUAAAAUUAUUUAAAUUGUUGAUUUUUUAUUUUAUAUCACUUAGAGAAAUCUUUAGCUUAAGAUACUAGCGCGUAAAACUCUAAUUUUCAAGCCAGUUUCAAUACAAACAUACCAGCCAAUAUAUGUAUAAAUGACAAAUUGUCUUUAUUUUUGUCUGACAUUGAAAAAAAGAUAGUUUUCGAAUACUCGCUACAGUAAAAAGUAUUUUUACUUCGGACAUCACUGAAAAUGGAUUUAGUUUUAAACUGAAUCGUUUGAAACUGAUGACAAUUGUGUCAUAUACAUAUAUAUGGGUUGGUAUGUUUGUAUUGAAACAGACCAAUAUAUAUUACAUCUGAUGUUACCAUAAUGUGCAACACAAGCAUAUAGCAUCUGGUGCAUUAUUUUGCUGCUACUGCACUUUUAUAUAUCAAGAGUGUUGUUGUUUUUUUUGUAUAUACAACAAUUGCACCAUAUUUGCAUACCAAAGUCACUUUUAUGUUAAGUUUUCCAAACUUGUGGCCACAAAGUGCACCCAAAAAAACACAGCGUAUAAAUA